AUGCUGCUCCAGCCAAGAACACUUGAAUACUUCGAGAAGCCUGCCCGCGGCAGCUACAACAGGUGCUAUUUCGUCAAGUUUGACAGUGAGAAGUGGGUAAUCCGCGUGCCCCUGGCACCCUGCCUAGCGUUUGGAGGAAAGAAUAAACUUGAGAACGAGAUUGCUACGAUGCAUUUGGUAGCGGAAAAGACGACUAGUCCAAUCCCGAAGAUGUAUGCGUCACAAAAAACAAAAGAUCAUGGGUGGAAAUCUAGCAAAAAGCUUGCCGAUGAGCCGAGUCGAAGACAGGUCAUCGGGUACGAAAAACCACUUUCGCAGUUGCGCAAGUUCUCCAUACAUUCACUUCAGUCUUCACUUCAGUCUUCACUUCAGUUGGGGCGUCAGUGUAUCAUCAACGACGAUGACCACACCAACCACGACGACCACGACCCCCUGUUAACAUCAGCUAAUAACUACGUGGCAAUGCUACUAGAUAUCGCAGACAACGCCUUUGCAGAGGGCCGGAGCAGCGUCUUUGAAGACGAAGUCGGGGCGGCACUCUAUCACCUCCACAUCUUCCAUCAGUACGCCGCUGAGAAAUGGCUAGAUCACCGCCUUGAUCAAGGCCCAUUUUUCUUGGUCCAUGACAUGGAGGUCGUCUCUCUCCUAGAUUGGGAAUGGAGUCGUGUGGUGCCUCGCCAGUUCUUCAAUCAUCCAUUGUGGCUCGGAAAACCCGACACUACAAAGCUGGCUUAUAAUUUCGCCUACCAGGACUAUCUGGAGCUCUUCGAUCAGUUCCAGGCCAUUGUGAGGACCCGACAGCGCGAGAGAUACGGGAAUGAGCUGCUGCCAGACGAGUGGGUGGAGGCGAAAGUGGACAGCGGGUUCCUCGUUGCCAAUGCCUUGAAAAACCAACUGAUAUGGACUGGGAUCAAUCUGGGGGAGCGUGUGAAGGCUUUCAUGGAUGACGAUCCAGUUCGAAAAGACCUGAUUGCAAGGAAACUGCGGGAAGGCAAUUCUUACAAGGCCGAGGUGGAUCGACUCAAGGACACCAACUUAUCUCGUAAGGUGGAAAUAUCAACCACAUGA
This is a messenger RNA of Phialemonium atrogriseum, 1068 nucleotides long. RefSeq lists its product as uncharacterized. NCBI's taxonomy places the organism in Eukaryota, Fungi, Ascomycota, Sordariomycetes, Cephalothecales, Cephalothecaceae. The transcript has 7 exons. Bases 1 to 1068 code for a protein of 355 amino acids. The record is from RefSeq and is a predicted model, not a curated record.